UUGUCUCAAUGUAUUAUUUACUGUAGCUAAGAGACUUUUUCAGUGUUCAGUUUUGUGUUGGUCCAUCUUAUUCUUCUUUCUACUUCAUGGCAACAGAGGCUAAUGAGAGUACACAGAUGAACACCCUUGUAGUUAGAAAACGGUGUUUUGGUCUCCCCACCGGUUGCCCUCAAUGCUUAUCGGCCUAUAUUUUUCUCAAGCUCUCUCAAGUUCCCUUCAACUUGGAUUAUCACCCUAACUACCCUGAUUCUGAUCAGAUUCCCUACUUUGAGACGGGAGAUUGUGUGGCAUACAAUAAUGAGAAGGAGGGGAUAAUUGAGAGCUUGAAAAGGGAUGUUGGUGAUUUAGAUAGUGGUAUUUCUUCUCUCCCUGAUUGGAUGGCAACCAAAGUGUUGCUCACCACAUGGCUUGCUGAUGCACUGGAGUAUGAACUGUGGGUGGGAUGUAGUGGUUCCUCUGCUAAUAAGAUCUAUUAUUCUGAUCUUCCCUGGCCUAUAGGGCGGAUCCUCUAUUGGAAGAAAGCUCUUUGGGUGAUGCAGAAACAUGGGAUAAGUAAAGAAAAUGCUGAAAAGAAGGAAGAAGAGAUUUAUGGGAGAGCAAACUCUGCAUAUGAUGCUCUGUCAACUUUGUUAGGGGAGCAAAACUACCUUUUCGAAAAUAGGCCAUCAAGCUUGGAUGCUAUUUUUCUUGCUCAUGCAUUAGUUAUUCUUCGAGCUUUACCCGAAUCAUCAAUUUUGCGGGUCAACUUUUUGGAACAUACCAUUUUGGUGAAAUAUGUGCAGCAAUGCAAUACAAAAAUUAUAGAAACUAGUGCUUUGCCUUCCAAUUAUCCAGAUUUUCAUGCAGAACCAUCAUCAUCAUCAUCAGCUUCUAAAGGUCGUUCAACUUCAGGUUCAAAGCCCAAGACUAAACCUAAAAGAAAGCCACAAACAAAGGAGGAGAAAACCUUUAGAAGAAGGGCUAAAUAUUUUGUGGUAGCACAGCUAGUUGCUGUUAUUCUUUUCCUCAGUAUCAGGUCUGGAUCUGGUGAUGAUGCUUUGGAGUUAGAUGAUGUAGGCUAUGAUUUCGAUGAAUGAAAAUGCAUUCAUUUGUUUAUCUUCCUCUCAAUGACAAAGCCUAGGCUGAAUGCAUGUUGAAGAUGUGCAUCCUUUUCUUGUGUAUGGUCCAAAUUUAGAAGUAUGGAAAAGUACCAUUCACAGAUUUUUCCUACAGGAUCCAUUUUCUCUAUACAUGAUUUGGUUUCAGUA
Molecule: messenger RNA, 1247 nt
Organism: Vigna angularis (adzuki bean)
Lineage: Eukaryota; Viridiplantae; Streptophyta; Magnoliopsida; Fabales; Fabaceae
Product: mitochondrial outer membrane import complex protein METAXIN
Exons: 6
Coding region: 87-1076 (329 amino acids)
Source: RefSeq, a predicted model, not a curated record